Messenger RNA from Aureobasidium namibiae CBS 147.97, 951 nucleotides. RefSeq names its product integral membrane protein-like protein. Bases 1 to 951 code for a protein of 316 amino acids. Gene Ontology annotation, cellular component: cell cortex of cell tip; plasma membrane. Gene Ontology annotation, biological process: fungal-type cell wall organization. The transcript has 2 exons. The record is from RefSeq and is a predicted model, not a curated record. NCBI's taxonomy places the organism in Eukaryota, Fungi, Ascomycota, Dothideomycetes, Dothideales, Saccotheciaceae.
AUGUUUGGUCGCAAGAACCGCGACGACAUUUCGCCCGAUGCCAGGGUCCCUUCCGAGGAGACGGACCGCACCUUGACUCCGGGCAUUGACGGUCCCUCAAAGGCUCAGCUCAAGAGAGCAACUCGCACUCGUAUGACCUGGGCUUUGAUCUCGUCUUUCCUCCUCCUCUUGACCGUCAUCUUCUUGAUCCUCGUCGAGAUCGGCUGCACUAGCACUGGAAGCGUUAGGACCAGCAUCUACUUCAUCAACAUCAACCUAACCAACAUCUUCCCCGAGUCUGUUCCCGAUGCUGCCAUCAUCAACUCCAUUGCCCAGACUAUCGGUCUGCACGACUUCUACCGCGUGGGUCUUUGGGGUUUCUGCCAGGGUUACAAUGGUCAAGGCGUCACCAGUUGCUCCAAACCUGAGACUCUCUACUGGUUCAACCCUGUGCAAAUCAUCGUCAGCCAGUUGCUAUCUGGCGCAACUCUCGCACUACCUACGGAUCUUACCGAUAUCCUCGGCCUUAUCAGAGUUGUCUCGCACUGGAUGUUCGGUCUCUUCCUCGCAGGUGCCUGCUUGUCCUUUGUCAUGAUCAUCUUGAACCCACUGGCCGUCUUCUCUCGCUGGCUCACCCUGUUCACUGGUAUCUUCACCUUCUUGGCCGCGCUGUUCACCACCGUCGCUACCGUCAUCGCAACUGUCAUGUUCAUCAUCAUGCAAAACGCAUUCACCUCGGUCGACGAGCUCAACAUUGGCGCAGAACUCGGCAUCAAGAUGUUCGUCUUCAUGUGGAUUGCAGCAGGCACUUCGAUUCUGGCCUGGUUGAUCCAGACUAGUCUGUGCUGCUGCUGUGCCAGCAGAAGAGACGUCAAGAAGGGAAAGAAGACUGGAAGCAAGAAGGCCUGGCAAACCGAGACACCCGGCGUCAGCGAGAAGGAGUCGAGACGCGGCGUCUUUGGCCGCAAGUAG